CAAUACCAUCUCAACAAUUUGUAACUGUUCCUGGCCGUUCUUAUAUGAGGUUCAAAUCAAAUACAUUUACAGAAUGUCCAUUUCGUCUGCCUCUCACCCAGUUCGUCCAAUAUUUUUCUUUCUAUGCUGGUCUCAAUGACAUGACAUGCAUGAGGAAUCUUCGGCCGAGUCUUAAAAGCCGGCCUAAUUCUGAAGUAAUAAUACAAGAAAUUGAGUGUGAUGAUGAAUUGGAACAUGACGAUGAUGAAUGGGUCAAAACCGGCCUGGAGCAAUUGAGUUUGAUCAAGGAGAAAAGAUUGCCAGCAGGGUGCCAUGGUCAAUUGUAUCAACAAAGAAUGGCGAGAGCAUAUAGUAAGAAGUUGCGUCCACAAAAGUUCGAAAUGGGUCAGCAAGUGUUGAGGCGUAUUCUUCCACAUCAGGCUGAGGCCAAAAGCAAGUUCGCUCCAAAUUGGCAGGGGCCAUUUGUCGUUUCAAUGUGUUUAUCAAAUGCUGGCUAUUAUGAACUUAAUGCAGUGUUGCCUUUCUUAAAAAGAAUUAGUGAGGAUUUUCAGUAUUAG
Molecule: messenger RNA, 557 nt
Organism: Nicotiana attenuata
Lineage: Eukaryota; Viridiplantae; Streptophyta; Magnoliopsida; Solanales; Solanaceae
Exons: 4
Coding region: 45-557 (170 amino acids)
Source: RefSeq, a predicted model, not a curated record